This is a messenger RNA of Leucoraja erinaceus (little skate), 1301 nucleotides long. It is a transcript of the gene rgs7bpa, whose product is annotated as regulator of G protein signaling 7 binding protein a. Bases 629 to 1255 code for a protein of 208 amino acids. Gene Ontology annotation, biological process: G protein-coupled receptor signaling pathway. NCBI's taxonomy places the organism in Eukaryota, Metazoa, Chordata, Chondrichthyes, Rajiformes, Rajidae. Gene Ontology annotation, cellular component: nucleus; postsynapse; neuron projection. The transcript is spliced from 6 exons. The record is from RefSeq and is a predicted model, not a curated record.
GCAGCGUCUGUGGAAAGAGAUAGGGAGUUUCGUUUUAGGUCGAAGACCCUUGAUAAGAAUUGGAAAGGAAAGAAAAGAGUUUUUUAUGGAGAUUCAUUCUCAGAUUGUUGCUAUGCGUUUUCUUAUCCCCGUGUUCACGCUGCAGAAUGGAGCUGCAUUUUAACAGCUGUCAAGUGAAGCAAAGCUUCCCUCCCGUGUGAUCUGUUAUUAGAAAUCACUGCCUCUGAUCUUUUUGUACAGCUACCUAACAGGUGUUUAUCGGAUUCCUACCAAUGAAUUGGCAUCCCCGAGAGAAUAUUUAAACGAAUACAAUGAUCAUUUCUACGGUAAUAACAAAAAUGAAUCUUUUUUUAAAAAUUCACACUAUUUCUGUUCUCUGAAGCGUCUCCCUAUAUUUUCGCUCUUUCAGAAAUACGUGUUUGUUAGGGGUUCUCAUGUAACGGCGUUUCAUAAAAUUACCAUGCGGAGAACUGAGGUGUAAUAUCGUGUAGACACACAAUACUGGAGUAACUCAGCGGGUGAGGCAGCAUCUCUGGAGAGAAGGAAUGGGCGACGUUUAUCGUGUAUAUGUAUUAGCCGUUUGGCUUCAUGGCGUGGUACGGCUACAGUACCACUGAAGCUCGGAUCGAUGCAUGUUUUUAAGAUGGUUCAAGACUUCAACACCCAAGUAGCCCUUUUCCGCGAACUGGUCAUUUCCAUUGGAGAUGCCUCUGUGGAUUGUCCCUGCCUGCGAUCUGAAAUGCAGAAGACACGGACCAAGGGUUGUGAGAUGGCACAAAGCGCACAUCAAAAACUCUCCGCGAUCUCGGGGGCUGAAGAUGGGGAAAUCCACCCAGAAAUCUGCAGACUUUAUAUCCAGCUCCAGUGCUGCCUGGAGAUGUACACAACAGAGAUGCUGAAAUCAGUUUGUCUACUAGGAUCCCUUCAACUUCAUUGGAAAGAGAAGGACGCGUUGGUGGUUCCCAAAGUAAUAGACAGUAGAAAGGAAGAGAGUUCCCAAGCUCCAAUUUUAGAAGAUACACCAUCCUCUCCUCUUCAAGAUCUUCAACCAUAUUCGUGGCAUGUUUCCACAGACAUAGAAAAUACUGAAAGGGAUAUACGAGAAAUGAAAAAUCUUCUAAGCAAACUCAGGGAGACGAUGCCUUUACCAUUAAAGAACCAAGAUGAUAGCAGUCUCCUUAAUCUGACUACAUAUCCACUCGUAAGACGGAGGAAACGACGAUUCUUUGGACUUUGCUGCCUCGUGUCAAGCUAGGAUGCUGAAAGAGAUUGAAAGAAAACUUAAAUGUUGUUAUUAAUUC